UUCAAAUAAGUUUUUUCUGUCAUAGGACGCUUUUACGAAAUAAUUUGUUCAAAGAUUUUUAUUUGAGUAAAGCUAUUAUGAAAAGAAAGUAACGAAGAUAAUUUUAAAAUAUAUUAGAGAAGCUUGAGGAGGAUUAUUUUAAUGCCAUGUGAAGAAGCUUUAUGUUGAAAGUAGUCAUGGAUGAAAGGAGGGUAGCAGACUACUUUGUCAUUGCUGGUUUACCUGGUCAAGACAAUGAUUUUGAAAAUGAUAAUGAAGCUCAAGAAAAAUUGGAAGAUUGGUAUCAAGAAGGAACCCAUGUCAAAGAUAUGCAUAUGAAACCUCCAAUCACUGAUCUUGCCAUUAUAUUCCCAGCAUUGGGUGAACAAUGUCCAGAAGGAUAUGUGUUGUUGGAGCACACGGUUUCAGGAUUGCCUGCUGAUUUAAAUCAUGGAAGUUUAAGAACAAAUGAGUGUUAUUUAUGUUAUCGAAGAGGAAGAGACAAACCUCCUUUAGUUGAUAUAGGUGUCAUCUAUGAUGGCAAGGAACGCAUAAUGCAGGAUGCAGAAAUGGUAUUAGAAACUCCUAAAGGACAUUUAGCAAAUGUGAAUAAUUCAACAUCAAGGAUAUUUGUGACGUAUAGACGUGCAAGUCGCAAAAUGCCAUGCAAUUCUUUAGUUGUGACAGACAUAUGUGUCAUUUUGACAAAUAAAGGAGAAACCCCUCCACAUGCUUUUUGUAUUAUCAAUAAAAAUUUGAACAAAGGCAUGUUGGGUAGCGAUGUAUUCUUGUGUUAUAAGAAGUCUAUGAAUCGUGCAAAUUUAAUAUCAUUUAAACCUGCUGUACUGUACAAAUACCCAACGUCUGAUUAUAAUAGUUUUGUUUUCCCAAAUUCUGUUGCGAUGUUUUGUUUACCAAUGGGAGCAACAAUAGAAUGUUGGCCAAAAAUGGCUUGUAAACCAAAACCCGUGUUUUCGACAUUUGUUUUAACUGUUGCUGAUGCAGCCCAGAAAGUAUAUGGUUCAGCAAUAACAUUUUACGAGGAACUCGAAUUAGAAGUGGAUAUACCAAAUUCGAAAGAAAAUCGACAAUUAACUGACAUACUUGCGGAAAAUAUACAGAAUUCUGUUGAACAUACAGAAAUGGAUAAUCUACCUACAAAAAUACAAGCGCUUAAGCAGACUGGAAUACUUAAGAAGCUUACUCAACUGCAAUUGGAAAAAUUGCAGUUGACGGAUCCCGCCACUCAGUCGUUAAAUAUUAGUAAAUCUAUAUGCAUAUUAUCUCACUGGCCAUUUUUCGACACUUUUGAGAAAUUUUUAGUUUUUCUACACAGCAUGGUUAAUAACAAAUCUCAGAACGUUCCUAUUGAAAAAUACAUAGCUUAUUUUUUGUACGAUAUACCGUUCCCGAGUCCACAGAGACCAAGAAUUCUUGUACAAUUAAGUAGUAAAGACAGAUUAAUUUUAACUCAACCGGAAGAUUUAGCGCUACCAAGAUCUGGUGCCAGUUUCCGGCAAUUACUCAUUAAUUUAGGGCCAGAUAAUUGCUUACUUAUAUUGUUAUUAAUAUUAACUGAACAGAAAAUACUUGUACAUUCAUUGCGCCCUGAUGUACUUACAUCAGUCAGUGAAGCUAUUGCAAUGAUAUUAUUUCCCUUCAAAUGGCAGUGUCCAUAUAUACCACUGUGUCCGUUAGGUUUAGCCGAGGUUCUGCAUGCUCCACUACCGUUUUUAAUUGGUGUGGAUUCUAGAUUUUUUGAUCUGUAUGAUCCACCAUCUGAUGUUAAUUGUGUUAAUUUGGACACAAAUAAUAUAGCGAUCUGUGACGACAAGAAAUAUUUAAAUGUCAAAUUAUUACCUAAGAAGGCAGCCAGACAGCUUCGAAAUUGGUUGGAACAUCUCUAUUCGAAACUGAUUUCUUUAGGGAAAAGUUACUCAUCCAUGAAAGACACAGACGACGAAGAAUUCAGUGUCGAUAAGGAAUUUCAACAGAAGCGAAAAGAGCAAGCCUUGGAACUUGAAAUACAAGAUGCUUUUUUAAGAUUUACCGCUACUAUGUUAAAAGGAUAUCGUGCUUUUUUGUUACCCAUCACGAAAGCACCAACGGUUGGCUCAACCGAUCCAACAAGUUUGUUCAACAUACAAGCGUUUCUCAGAAGUCGUGACAAGGCUCACGCGAAAUUUUAUAGCAUGUUAGUGAAGACACAAAUGUUUAUCAGAUUUAUAGAAGAAAGAAGUUUCGUAUCUGAUAUGGACAUGACAGGUUUAGCAUUUUUUGACGAAUGUACUGAACGUGUCGAAGAUGAAAAUGUACAACUUUUGGAAUUGGACGAAUCUCAGCACAGUGAACGAACAGUAUUUAUACCCCCACCCGAAGCUGGUCCGAAUCAGACACCGAUUGUGUAUCGCACAUUUAAAUUAAAUCCUGACCUAAUAAGGCCGCAGAAACAUUUCAACAUGAGAAACGCGAAUUUAAGUGUCUUUGGUAUAAUACCAGGAAGUCCUAUGGCACGAAGGACCAAACAUGAGAUUAAAGUGGCACAAAGGAUGGCACGCAAACAGGCAGCAAUGCCAGAUAGGUGGGGUAGAUGUCUACUUGGAACCUGUUACAGUCUUUGGUUUCUACAUUUACCUGCCAUGUUACAAGUAUCUAAUCAACCAGCUACAGUUUUACAUCAGGCAUAUGAUUUGCUUGUUAAAAUGCCGAAGUUACACCUUGACCCCAUUGAAGAGGUUUGUUAUAGAGCUAUGAUGCAACUUUGCGGUGUUUACGGACAACCUGUUUUAGCUGUAAAAUUAUUAUUUCAUAUGAAACGUAGCGGUGUUCAACCGAAUGCUCUCACGUACGGAUUUUAUAAUAAGGCUGUGCUUGAAGCAACGUGGCCAUCCGAUAUGACUAAUUCGAGCCAAUUAAUGUGGAAUAAAUUAAGAAAUGCUAUAGUUGGAGCUGCACUAUUUAAAAGAGCUGGUAAACGCAGCGCUAGAAGAAGAUUGAGUUCAAAUGCAGAUUUAUUAACAGUCGAUGGUAAAACUACGAAUAUGGAACAUGCAUUUUCUAGAUCUAGUCUUGACAGUUCUCAUUCUCAAGACACAGAAGCUGCGCAUAGUGAUUCUACAAAAGGAAGUUCCACAUCGGAUCUACCGGAAUACGGACCGUUUGAAAUAAAAAAACUUCCACGCCAAAAUAGUAUUGUGAAAGAUACUGCAGCAUUAAAUGCUAUGCAAACGGAAGAACUCAACGAUUUACCUCUUAGUCAAAGGUUGAUUCGGAACUUGGAGUCACCGUUGAAAAGUCCUGUACGCACGCCAGUCACAGAAAACGAUCCGCUGGGCGCUUUAAUUAACGACGAAACACCAAUUGUUUCACCUUCGGAAGAAAACGAUUCAAAUUGCUCAACGUGUACUUUGACUGUCUUUAAUAACAUUGAAGACCGACCGGGAGGACCACUUUUGUUUCGAAGCAACGUUUUGCCCCGUAGUGCAACAUUUCAUCAAACCGUAGAUGAAACUGGAGUACCAAUUAGUGGUCACUUACAGAGAAGUGAAACAAUGCCCCAUUCUGUGGCGCAGCAAGGCGAACAAGACAAAGAAAGAGAACGAAUAGAAUUAAGCAGCCUUUGGUCUCAAAAGGAUAGCGUUACAUCAAGUUUGUCGAGUUUAGGUUCUAGUUUGAAACUGAGUUUUGGCACCACUAGUUUGACAGGGAAGAAGUCGAAUGAGCUAAUACUCGGUGGCUUAAAUAGUUUAAAAUCGGCUGCCACGACGGUGGUAAAAAAAUUUGAUGAAAUUAAAGAAGCUAUUUCUGCGACUAGUACACCCGUAAAAAUUAAAGAGCGGGAAUACAAGAUGAUGCAUGGAGCAUCACAUGAGUCGCUAGAUUCUAUGACAGAUGGAUCUGUACAGGAUCGAAACGAAGCCGCUAGAAUGUCUGGCGAUGGUAACAUAGAUCCUUAUACUCUCUACGAUUUGGCGGAGUGUUUGUAUCCGAAAGGAUCAAGAGAAUUAGACGAACGAAUUGCAGUUGAACUAGUACUCUCUAGCGCUAGCCGAUGUCAUCAUUGCGCCUCCAUACUUUACGAUGAAGAAAUAAUGGCUGGUUGGCAACCAGAGGACUCAAACUUAAAUACGGUCUGUCAGUACUGCGACAAAGCGACAGUACCUCUACUUACUAUUACGAUAUUAGAUUACAGAUGCGAAGAAAACGAACGGAAGAACGAUCCUCUAAUGGGAGCACUAGUUGAACUUCUGGAUAAACCAAAGGAGUUAUUAGAACCUACCACAGUGCCAUAUUUGAACCCUCUAGUGCUAAGAAAGGAAUUAGAAAGUGUCUUAAGUCAAGAAGGUGAUACAUGUCUUACGAAGCAUAAAUUCAUUGAGGAACACCCAAUAGUGUAUUGGAAUCUCAUAUGGUACUUCGAAAGAAUUAAUUUGACAAGUCAUCUGCCAGAUCUAUGGUUGAAUAAGGAUAAGAAACAUGAACAAAUAAACUAUGGUGCAGUAGGUGUCAGAACCAUGUGGGACAACGAGAGACUGUAUAUGGAUCGUUUACCUAUGUACCUUCAAUGGAAGCUCAAUGUUGCAGAGGAUAAAACGUUAAUGCAGUUAGUGAUUACGAACGUUCGUCGAAAUGAUUUAGCUGAACCUAUUAAAAGAGUGGCCUUAGAAAGAAGCAGAAAUCAAGCACCUGACCAACCUCUAUUUUCUAUAUAUCGUGAUAUCUUGUUUUUGGCAUUUACCGUUUUGGGUAGAGGGAAUAUUGAUCAAGGUGUUUUCGACAGAGAAUAUACUUUAUCACUAGAGAGAUUAACAGAAGGAGAGGAGAAACUGUUGUGUAAAAUUGAUGCCCCGCCCUCAAUGAUGUCAGUGUUUUGCAGACAUUAUUUUAAGCAACUAAGCGUGUAAAAAUAAAGUAAGAGGUAUUAAAAAAGGUGUAAUAUAUUGUGAAAAUGAAUAGAACAUUCUGAAGAAAUAUUAUAGAUUUAUCUGUUCAAGUCUGAUUUCGAAGUUCGUAGCGAAUCAAUUAUUUUUUUAGAUAAACGUACGCGAUUAUUUUCAUUCGCAUACCGCACCAGCUACGGUUUCUUCAUAAAAUUUCCG
Molecule: messenger RNA, 5078 nt
Organism: Dufourea novaeangliae
Lineage: Eukaryota; Metazoa; Arthropoda; Insecta; Hymenoptera; Halictidae
Gene: Crag
Product: DENN domain-containing protein 4C
Exons: 20
Coding region: 162-4883 (1573 amino acids)
Biological process (GO): regulation of Rab protein signal transduction
Cellular component (GO): cytoplasmic vesicle
Molecular function (GO): protein binding
Source: RefSeq, a predicted model, not a curated record